AUGAUCCAUCGCUGGGAAUUGAAGCUAGCGCUCCACCGGUCGUGCAACUUCUCCAACACGCGCAACCUAGUACCUGUGGAGCUCCAAUUGCUGGCCAUCUGUCGAUUUCCUGCAACAACCACUCAAACAGCGUUCACCAACGAUUGGAACCAAGGCACCGACCGAACCAUCCGUUGUAUUCCCAACACUACCGCCCCCCUACCGCUUGCUACCCUUUCGCCACCAUCGACGGAAGGACCACCGAAAAAUCCCACUCCGACCUUCCCUCUACCAGCGACCAAGCACAAGAGGCGAGCUCACUGCUGCGAUCUCCAACAUACCAUCCGAUUGCAACCAAAUCAUCUCCAACCGGUUCUCGCUUCAAACGCCGUUGAAGCGCCCCCGACGACAGUCUUCACCACCGGUGACAUAGUAAAUCAGAGCCGCCGGUAA
Molecule: messenger RNA, 432 nt
Organism: Lactuca virosa
Lineage: Eukaryota; Viridiplantae; Streptophyta; Magnoliopsida; Asterales; Asteraceae
Source: the annotation of a GenBank genome assembly